Messenger RNA from Triticum turgidum subsp. durum (durum wheat), 735 nucleotides. The record is from the annotation of a GenBank genome assembly. Lineage: Eukaryota; Viridiplantae; Streptophyta; Magnoliopsida; Poales; Poaceae.
AUGGCGCAUCUCAUUUCCGGUGCAUCACGUACCACGAGGCAGCCUUUACAAGAGGUAGAAACAAAUGGACUGGCGGUUCCAUCAGUUAAGGGAGAUGAUUCAGAAUCUGAUCGAUGGAUUUCUCUCACUUAUGAACCAGCUGGGAGUGAUGUUGCAAGCAGGUACUAUGCUGAGAUGAUGGCAAUCGAGGGCAGGCCCAUGGAUUUCACAAUGAGCACAAAAUAUUAUGCAAUGUCAUUGUGUCCUGGAGGGCCGACAGGCAGCAAGCAUAUUAACAGAUGCGAGGUGUUACGGGAGAUGCGUUCACUGCCACCGGAAGUGCGCUUCAAGAAAUGGUUUACUGAGGUGUCACAGGUGAAUCGGUUUGAUGCUCUGAUGCAUCUUGCUCCAGACUGUUCGGAGGAAGACCUUCUGAAAAUUCUUCCAGUGUACGCAGAUUUGGUGCGUGGUUUAUGGGUCUGCAAAAGCUCUUUGCUGUAUGAUGAUGGGCUUGCUUCCAAAAGGGAUAAAGUUCUGCUCGGAUUUACAAAAGGGGAGUCCAUAUCAGUGAAAUAUCUAGAGAGACUGAUUAGAGAUGAGCAAACGAGGAACAUGAUAUUGAACCCACGGGGUAAAAGAAGGGAGAAGCUUCAAGACUACAAGUUUAUUGUACCAGCAGAUUCAUCAUUCAUAAGACGUUAUUCCCAUAUAGUCAAGGAGCAGGAAAAUGCUUGGUCAGUCCGCCUAAGAGCCUGA